AUGAUGAAGAAAUGAACCAACAAGACUCCACUUCCUCUGUUAAAGAUACAGAACCUGAGACCUCCCAAACAGACAUAACCUCAGAAAAUAGCUUCUCUAAUAUGGAGGAUUUGAAUUCAGAAAACUCUGUUAUAGAAAAAGAAAAUACAGAAGCCUCAUCAGUUAGAACUCCUGAUAAUAGCAACAAAGAGAACAUCACUAAUGAGAGUAUACAAGCAGAAACUGCUAUGGAAAUUGAAGACUUUAACUCACCAAGAACUCCAAUU
Scutellospora calospora is the source of this 266-nucleotide messenger RNA. The record is from the annotation of a GenBank genome assembly. NCBI's taxonomy places the organism in Eukaryota, Fungi, Glomeromycota, Glomeromycetes, Diversisporales, Gigasporaceae.